Molecule: messenger RNA, 3744 nt
Organism: Rhagoletis zephyria (snowberry fruit fly)
Lineage: Eukaryota; Metazoa; Arthropoda; Insecta; Diptera; Tephritidae
Product: estradiol 17-beta-dehydrogenase 11
Cellular component (GO): lipid droplet
Molecular function (GO): oxidoreductase activity, acting on the CH-OH group of donors, NAD or NADP as acceptor
Source: RefSeq, a predicted model, not a curated record
CACCCCUCUCCCUUUGGUCCGACCCUAUUGAAACAGCCCGUUUCCUGGGCCUACCGUGUUUUGAGCUUGACGAUAUUGAUUUGAGGAUGAACCGAAAUAGGCGUGGCUUAGUAGUGCCGUUACAACAAUAACAACAACGGGUUGUGACGGGUUUAUAAGUCUUGCUCCUAAAAACUUGGCAUUUGAAAGUAAAAGUGGUAACAUCUAGUUCGAGAGUACGAGAGGCGGCAUUUUGUAUCGCCUAGGACACUCAGAAACAGAACAGCUAAAAAUAUUUCUCUCAACACAUUUCGAAAAAAAACUGUAUACUGAACAUUAGGAGGUAUAAAAAACAAAUGUAAGCUUGCCAAAAAACUGUAAUUUACAGUUAAAACUGUGAAUCUGGCAACAUUGUUUAUACUAGUAGGGUUGGUAAUAGGAACGACAUUUGAGAGAAAUUCUGAGCUGCAUCUCUUCUCUGCAAAAUAAAACAAGAAAAAGAGAAUUGAUAACAGCUAACACAGUAAACCACAAUUAACAUCCAUCAUUUUCCUUCCUCAUGUCAAUUAAAAAUUAAUUUCAAAUUAUGUACGCAAUUAACAAAUAAACAAACAGCAAUUAGCGGACUCGCCACAAUGGCAGAAGCACUUCAAAACAAUGGAAGUUGGUCAAGCGCGAUCUGUCUUCCCACAAUCAAGCCAACAACAAAAACAAAAGAAAAGCAAACAAUUUGACUGACGGAACAAAUUAUGCCAGAAGUAAAGCGAAGACAAUGGCAAAAUACCAGCUUAAACGGCAAAACAAAAGACCAGAAAACGAAACCGUAACUGAGUAAUUAAAUAAAUCAGCCCGCGAAGAAAAAGGCGGCGCAAACUUAAAUGCUUAUCCAAGCUUGCCCGUAAAUAAGUAAGCAAUGAAAGGAAAACCUGCUGAAGAAAGAAAGGGAAAUGGCAUACAAAACAAUCAACUUUCAAGGUCUAGCUAGGGAGACACCGCAGAGGCCGCAGCUUGCUGGCUGGCACUACGAUUUUGGCGCGCAAAGCCGAAGCGGUUAAUAACAAAGAUCAGCUGUGGUCGGCAGUGUGGCAAAGAAAAACAGAAAGCAAUUGGAAGUAGCAAAAAUCAAAGAAGACCGAACAACAGCAACGAUCAGCUGUAAACCGCAAGCGUGGCUGAGAUUGAAACUGAAGUAGUAAAGUAAACAGCGGUGAAGCGUACAAACAAAGUCAAGCCAAGCAGAGGGCGAGAGCAGAGUGCGGCGGUCUGCGAGACAGAAGUCAAAUGAAAGCGAAAUACAACAGCCGGGUGACGUCACAAUCCGGCUUUAAUUGGAGCGGCGCGGCGCGGCGCGGCGCUGUGUCGCUCUGCGCUAAUAGCCACUGUCAGCUUAAGCUUGAGUUUGGCUUGCCCACUACCGCCGCCGCCGCCGCCGCCGCCGCCGCUUCACCUGAGCAGCUGAGCUAAGCUUUGACCAACACAACAGCUGCACAGAGUGGUCGUCGGGCAGCUAAGCUUUUUUUGCUUUGUAUUUUUUGUUUAGUUUGUUGAUUCUUGGGGCUGCCUUUUUACCGAUCCCCGUCUCUGCUGGUGCUUUUGUUGUUUUUGUUGCGUCGAGAAAAAUUGAAAGCCACACAAAAGUGAGCUGCACGCUGCCAGUCGAACGGAGAAGUCUAGUGACGCUCGACGCGAUUUAGUGAACACAAAAGUUUCUUACGCUCAGCAGAGCGGACGUGUAGCGCGGAAAGUCAAACGGUUUGCAUAAAAUACAAGCUCCUUCGGUCGCAACGAAGUCAGUCAGUGUAGUUCGAAAAAGUCUGCGAAGUAAAAAUCCACAACCACCCCACCUGGACACAAACACUGACACACACUCACCCAUCGACAGAAGUACGCACAUGGUCGAACAGUUCUUUUUCGAUACCGACUUCGAAUUGACUUUGGUUUUGUUUUUCUUCUGCAUUUGUGCCAGUCACAUUUUCGAAACUCCUUGCGAAAUUUUUGAACAAACUUGGCGUGAAGGCGUGAACAAGAAAAAAUAGUUGAGAUUCUAUUUUUCCGGUUAUUUGUGUUUUGUGUUAAUAUUUUCUGUUUUUUUGAAAAAUUUCGGUGAGUGAUAUGAAAUAUGUAUGUAAUUCAAAGAACUUACGAAGCAACUGAAAAAAACUGAAAAUCCCGUAAAGUGCAGUACUCUAUUUGGAUAAUAUUCACGAAAAAACCAAAAAAAAAACAGCAACAACCCAGAAAUUUAGUAGAACAAAUCGCCGUUAAGCAAACGUUAAUGAAACUGAAGUGUCUAUAAAAUAAAAUAAAAUUUUAGUAAAUACAAAUUUAAUUGAAAAAGUGCUUGAAAAUGGAGAACAAUAACAACAAUGUGCAAGCCAAUGGCAGCGUCUCGAAUGGUCAUUUGCCUAACGGGCAUUUGGCAGCUGCACCAGCGCCGGUGCCGCAAUCCUUCCUCAGCAGCGUUUGGAGUUGGGCGGAUGCCAUAAGAGACUUCUCGUGGUUUAUCAUCUGUUCAAUCGGCUUCAUUCUGCAGGACUUAUACUACAUUACCUUCGGUUACCCCGAGAAGGAAUUGAACACAGAUAUUGCUUUAAUAACUGGUGGAGGCAAUGGACUUGGCCGAUUGCUCGCUCAACGUUUGGGUAAAAUGGGCACCAAAGUGAUCGUUUGGGAUAUUAAUAAAGAUGGCAUACAAGAAACCAUCGAAAUCGUCGAAACUGAUGGCGGCUACUGUAAAGGAUAUGUUGUCGAUAUUUCAAAGAAGGAGGAAGUUUACAAGGCAGCUGAAGUGUUGCGGAAUGAAGUUGGCGACGUGACUUUGUUAAUCAAUAACGCCGGUGUCGUAUCUGGGCGUCAUCUUUUGGACACACCCGAUCAUCUCAUCGAGCGUUCCUUCAACGUCAAUGUGAUGGCUCAUUUCUGGACUACUAAAGCCUUUCUACCAAGGAUGAUUGAGCAACAGCGUGGACAUAUUGCGACAAUCGCCUCUUUGGCCGGUCAUGUGGGCAUUACCAAGCUGGUCGACUACUGCGCUAGUAAAUUUGCUGCUGUCGGCUUUGAUGAGGCGCUACGUUUGGAAUUGGAUGUUCUUGGACAUAGCAACAUACAAACCACUUGCAUCUGCCCGUUCUUCAUACAGGCCACCGGAAUGUUCGAUGAUGUCAAUGCCAGAUGGGUACCCACACUAAACCCCAACGAUGUAGCCGAUCGCAUCAUACUGGCGAUCAAGAAGAACGAGAAAAUUACAAUCAUUCCAGGCUACAUCCGGCUGCUGCUCUCACUUAAAUGGACGUUCCCUUGGGGCUGCGUAGGCGGUCUGUUGCGUCGGCUUGUGCCUGAUGCGGCACCACAUGGCGUUGCACAAAAACCUCCUCCAGCCACGGCCAGCAGCACAAGCAAGCAAACGCAACAACUAUUAAACAACAACAACAGCAUUCCAGCCACCCCAGUCGCCCACGCCAGCAGCGCGAUACCCAAGCACACCACCGAACUGUGCACCGAAUUCAGCGAAACGCUGCCGAAGACCGCCUCGUUGCUGGUGCAACGUACUCCGUCGCUGGGCGAGCGCGUACUCUGAGAUUCGCUGCUGUAUUUCGCUUUUAAUUUAUUUUGCGUUUUUGGCGUUGUCAGCUGCUGCUACCAGUAGCCGCCCCCCCCCCUUCUAGGGCGCCGAGUUAGCGCAAGUGGCCACCAGCAGAGGCAUUCUUUAGAGGAUUUACGCGCGCCGCGGAACGCGCAACCGUCUAGUGAUAUUACUUUACUUAG